UAAAACCUAAUAUAAUCCUCGUAUAAACGUUAUAUUAAACUAGUAAAAACUGAGCAUAAAGUUUAAGUAAAAACAAUUUACCAACGGUUAACCCCAAAACCUCACAUGUGUUUGGUCAUGUGAUUAAAGGUCAAAUGUUUCGCGGGAAGCAACAUGGCGAACGAGAUGACAGCUACACCACCGGACUCGGUGCAAUGCCCAGUUUGUUUUAAAGACUUUACGUCUUCCACAAUUAACGGACACCUCGACGUAUGUCUGCUGAACAGCGCUACGGACAGUUGCUCGUCUACAGCAACGGAGGAGAGCGGACCUCCCGUGAAGAAAUCCCGCAUCUGUGCGGAAGCUGAACCGCGCAGCCCCGGUGUCAACAAACCCGCAGCCAGCUCCUCUUCUACGGGAAGUCCGCCGUCAACUGCGAUAUUCUCCAUGUUUCAGGCCAACAAGAGUAAAGUGUCACUUCAGAGUGAACGAAAUGUCUUAUUUUCCGGUAAACAAACUGCUGUCAACAAGGGGAUUAAACGCAGUUUGCUGAACGAGACGGAAGCAGCAGUCACAGAGCCUGUGAAGAACCAGCCGACUGUAAAAGCAACACAUGGUUUAUCCCCCCGGACGCUGCUGUCCAUAGACAAGCCUCUUGCAGAGAUGCUGAGACCAAACACACUGGAAGAAUACUUUGGUCAAAGCAAAGUUGUAGGCCAGCAAACACUCCUGCGGUCACUUCUGGACUCCCAGGAAAUACCCUCCCUCAUCCUCUGGGGACCACCGGGAUGCGGAAAGACCACUCUCGCUCACAUAAUCGCUAGUACCAGUAAAAAGAAGGGCACGGCUCGUUUUGUGACCCUGUCUGCCACCAGCACAUCUACCAAUGAAGUCCGAGAGGUGAUCAAGCAGGCACAGAAUGAGCUCCGGCUGUGCAAGAGGAAGACCAUCCUGUUCAUUGAUGAAAUUCACCGCUUCAACAAAUCCCAACAGGACACUUUCCUUCCACACGUGGAGUGCGGGACAGUUACUCUGAUUGGGGCGACCACAGAGAAUCCUUCGUUCCAGGUGAACGCCGCACUGCUGAGCAGGUGCAGGGUGCUGGUUCUGGAGAAGCUGUCCGUGGAGGCAAUGGGCUCGAUCCUGGACAGGGCCGUGGCUGCGCUGGGGAUCAGAGUACUGGAACAAGAUCAAGCAAAUCCCAAACAUCAAGACCAAACAGAUGGACACCAGCCAAAGAUUUACAUUGAACAAAAAGCUCUGGACACUAUAGCACACCUUUGUGACGGUGAUGCAAGAGCAGGACUCAAUGGUCUGCAGCUGGCUGUUCAGGCUCAGGUGAGCUUUGCCCGCCCAUUAGGACAAGAUGGUUCUUCUCAGGAAAUACUGGUGAAGGAGGAGCACAUUAAGGAGGGUCUUCAGAGGUCCCAUAUCCUCUAUGAUAGAGCUGGUGAAGAGCAUUACAACUCUAUCUCAGCGUUGCAUAAGUCUAUGAGAGGCUCCCAUGAGAAUGCCUCUCUGUACUGGCUGGGCCGCAUGCUGGAGGGCGGUGAGGACCCCCUCUAUGUGGCUCGCAGACUGGUCCGCUUUGCCAGCGAGGAUGUGGGUAUGGCAGAUCCCUCUGCUCUUCCUCAGGCUGUGUCUGCCUUCCAGGCCUGUCACUUCAUUGGGAUGCCAGAAUGUGAGGUGAUCCUGGCUCAGUGUGUGGUGUAUCUGGCACGAGCACCCAAGUCUGUGGAUAUUUACAAGGCCUACAAUAAUGUAAAGGCCUGUUUGAGGAACCACAAAGGGCCCCUGCCUCCUGUCCCUCUUCACCUUCGCAACGCUCCCACCAAGCUGAUGAAGCAACUGGGCUACUCUAAAGGCUAUAAAUACAAUCCAGCCUUCAGUGGCCCUGUAGAGCAGGAUUACUUACCCGAGGAGCUGCAGGGAAUCAACUUCUUCACCUGGACGCCCUCAGACCCAUGAGGGUCUGUUGUAAUGACUUACACAACAUGAUGUAAUAGAGUAAAACCAAAGCUGCUGAUCCAAAUUCAAACUAAUUUUACACUUUUGACGUGUUUUCAUUCAUCGUUCAUUUUCAAAAGUAAAAGAACUAACAUCACAUCCAUUUACAUUCAGUCCGUCACAGAACCUCCAGGUUAUGUUCAAAUUAAUCAACUAUUUCAGUUUAGUCCAUUGCUUUUGAUUAUGUUAUAAAGGUUAUCAGUCUAAGGAUAAGUCUUUAAUCCAUUCAAAUAAAUAUGCAAUGUCACCUCUUCCAUUGCACUUGCAUACUAGAUAUUUAAAUGCAACAUGCAUGUUGGUUCAUCUUUGUCUUGUCUUUGUAAAAAAAAGUUUCAAGCUGAGUUUAAACUGAUUAAAAUGUUUGUUUCUUUGUUAUGAA
Thunnus maccoyii (southern bluefin tuna) is the source of this 2365-nucleotide messenger RNA. It is a transcript of the gene wrnip1, whose product is annotated as WRN helicase interacting protein 1. NCBI's taxonomy places the organism in Eukaryota, Metazoa, Chordata, Actinopteri, Scombriformes, Scombridae. Gene Ontology annotation, biological process: DNA-templated DNA replication; DNA repair; regulation of DNA repair. The record is from RefSeq and is a predicted model, not a curated record. The transcript is spliced from 7 exons. Bases 154 to 1947 code for a protein of 597 amino acids. Gene Ontology annotation, cellular component: nucleus. Gene Ontology annotation, molecular function: single-stranded DNA helicase activity; DNA binding; ATP binding.